AAGCAAAUAUCGAAUUAAAAAAACUUAUAUUUGUUUGUUUUCAAGAAGGAUUUAGAGAAUUUCCUGAUAGAAAUACAUGUUUAUUUAAGACAGCAAUAUAUUUUUCUGUUAUUGAUGAACAAGUUCCAGAACAAACCGAACUAACAAAAAAUGAUUCAUGGAUUCCUUAUAAUUUAAAAGAUAUAACAAAUCUUAAAGUAAUAGGUUCAAUUAAAAAAAGUUAUAAUCAAAUUGCAGAUGCUAUUAAUACUAAGUUUAGAAGUAUUAGAAACAAGAGAUGUUGUAAGCUUGAGUCUGUUGAAGAAAUUGAAAAUGAUAUUGAUACUAGUAGUGUUACUGAAGAACAUGUUGAAAGCCCUAAUAAUAAUGAAGUAGCUUAUACUUGA
Racocetra fulgida is the source of this 386-nucleotide messenger RNA. NCBI's taxonomy places the organism in Eukaryota, Fungi, Glomeromycota, Glomeromycetes, Diversisporales, Gigasporaceae. The record is from the annotation of a GenBank genome assembly.